Messenger RNA from Drosophila ficusphila, 1705 nucleotides. RefSeq lists its product as uncharacterized. NCBI's taxonomy places the organism in Eukaryota, Metazoa, Arthropoda, Insecta, Diptera, Drosophilidae. The transcript is spliced from 2 exons. The record is from RefSeq and is a predicted model, not a curated record. Bases 434 to 1567 code for a protein of 377 amino acids.
UUAUUCUUUUUUUCCCAAAAUUUUGAUAUAUAUUUGGCAAUGAUUUAAAAUUGUAUUUGCAUUUUAAAAUCAUUCAAUUGAAAGCCUAGUUAUAUACCUUAUAUAACUAUCUAUAUUUUAGAAGCCUUGUAACAUUUCCAUCUCCUGCAGCCCUGUGGCGUCCGCAGGUCACCCAGAUACAUCGAUUCUACAUGCCGGGCGACACUGGUUUUCGUUUUCGUCCGUCGUCAAGCCAAACAGAAGCGGCAGUGAGGCGGCAACUGGCAAAGCAACCAGUCAUCCGCCGGCGACGAGGAAGAGGACAACUCAGCACCCAAGCCAGAAGCCAGAAGCCAGAAGCGCCGAAGGACGCCUUUGUUGAUCUCAUUAAUAUGCACAGGAUUUAAUUAGCCAUAGAAUUUAGGAGUGGGAGUGAAAGUGGGUGAGCUGGAAAAUGCGACCCAUUUGGGAGUCGGCCAGCAGGCCGCUGUUUGUGCGCUCCGUGUGGCAGGAGACGAUCGGGAGGCGCCACUUCAUCCUCGACUACGAGCCGCGACAGAGGCAGCGCUGGAAGCGCCAGAAGACAAGACUUAGAGGUAACUACCAGCAGACGCAAUCCUGCGAGAUCUUCGAGCAGUUCCCGGAGGAGAGUGUUGAGUACCUGGACGAGUACCUCCUGCUGGACGCCACCAAGCUGACGCUGCAGCAGCAACAGUCGCUGCCCCCUUUGGGUGGGCGGCCCAACCCCACCCCCUCGACGGGUGGCGGAAGUCGAGGGGAGCAGCGGUACAACAGUCGCCAGUCAAAACGAAGAGCUUGGCUGCUAAGUAGAGGUAGAACCUAUCACCUGGAUCACCUGACAGAUCAUCAAUCGCGUCGCAGUUCUCUCCAGGAUGCAAAUAGCUCACUAACUACAACCGCCAAUAAUCCCGAGGAGCGCUUGGCUGAGAGAGUGCUCCAUUGGCUGGAUUUGGCAGGGAGAACGGAUAUAGUAAAGGAGGUGGUACCAAGUCCACCGGCCACCAGUAGUGCCCAGUUGUCCAGAUCUGCGCAGAGGAUGCAGCGCAACCAACAUCGAAGUAUGAGUUUGAAAAGAGUUGCGGCGGCGGCAGCGAAUCACCAGAGAUCGGUGGCCAGGAAAGUCAGUGCCAAGCCACCGCCCUCCGCCCAACCGGUCACCACCUCCUCCUCCGCUCCGUCCGCCUCCAAUGCCAAGCCCAUAACCAUUAUCUUCAACAAGGAGGGCGUUCCCGUGCGACUCAAUCGACCCGCUCGCAAUAUCGACUUGUGCACCCUGAGCAGCAGUGCCAGCACCACGCGGAGAUUGGCGGGUCAGUUGGCCUCGGCCCGACUGUACAGUGGAGCCAGUGCCUCCUCACCGCUGCCGGAGGACAGCCGGACUCCACCGCUGAGUGGCAGGGGCAUUGGGGCAUCUGCCGCCUCCGAUAGCCGCAAACAGCUGCACAUCUUCAUGCCCAGUCUGCCCAAAAAGGGUUUGUUGGCAGCGGGAGCUGCGGCGGGAAGUGGCAUUGGAAACUCUGGAGAGGAUGCCCUCAGCACCAGCUUCAGUGAGCUGUGCCAGUUGUAGUGGGUUGAGUAUACUCAGUAAAGUCACAUUUAAUUGGUUGAGAAAGUUAUGAUAGAGUUCAAGUUUUAUUUAAUCUUAACUAAGUAUUCUUUUUUAUGGUAAUCUAAAGUUCUUUGCAAAAUGUUUAUUUAUAUUUGG